UCUGCCGCACAGGCUUCCGUACAGUCCCUCUAAUCAUGGCUGCUCCCAUGUGCUGGGUUUGAGCAAACAGCUAAACAAGCAACGCAGCAGAUACGCCGAGAGAUCAGAAUACCUUGGUAUUGUGGGACAAUUAGACCCUUAAUAAACCGGAAAAGCAGAGUCCGAGUGGCGGAAGUGUCACAGUGUCUGUUUUUGCAGAUUCCACCUUAUGCUGGUGCGGACAGCCAGGCUUCUCCCUCUCAUCAUCUCCUGUCGGUUGCAUCCUUCCCUCUCUUAUUCAGUUCCCAGGAGGAGACGGAGUUCUAUGGAUCCCUAUGUUACCAAUAUUGACCCCUCAGGCACACCAGCUGAAUCUCCAGCGGCCGGGAGUAGUUCUGAUGCAAUGCAUGGUGCGGAGGAAUCAUCUGCCGUGGACCUGUUACCCGGAGAGACUGUUGUCAAAGAGGGAAAGGCUACCAUCUUGUUUCCUAACGCCAAUGAAGUGUUUUACAACCCAGUCCAAGAGUUUAACAGGGAUUUAACAUGUGCUGUGAUCACGGAGUUUGCUCGAGAACUGAUGGGCCAACGUGGGGUGAAGGUGCUCGUCCCUGGAGAAAAAGAGAGGGUGGUGGUCUCCCUGUCGGAGGAGGCAAGUGAUGCCGACAAACAGGUGGUGGAGAAAAACGGCGCAGAAGUGCCCGAAGAUACUGCAAGAGUAGGGGAAAAAUGUGAGAAAGGUCUUCGUGUCCUGGAGGGCCUCGCAGCCUCCGGUUUGCGCUCAGUGCGUUUUGCUCUCGAGGUGCCCGGCCUGCAGAGUGUCACAGCCAACGACUUCUCCUCCAAAGCGGCGGCGCUGAUCGCACGGAACGCAGAGUGCAACAGAGUCAGCCACCUGCUGCAGGCCAGCUGCAGGGAUGCCAGCAUGCUAAUGUACGAAAUGCGAGGAAAGAAAGAGAGAUAUGAUGUUAUUGAUCUGGAUCCCUACGGAAGCCCUGCAGCUUUCCUGGAUGCGGCAGUACAGGCUAUCAGUGAAGGAGGUCUGCUGUGCGUAACGUGCACAGACAUGGCCGUGAUGGCGGGAAACAGCGGAGAAACCUGCUACAGCAAAUACGGUUCAGUCUCCAUCAAAGCCAAAUACUGUCAUGAGAUGGCUCUUCGUGUCAUUCUCCACAGUUUGGACCAGCGGGCCGGAGUGUACCAACGAUACAUCCAGCCGAUGCUGUCCAUCAGCGCUGACUUUUACAUUCGGGUCUUUGUAAGAGUCUUCACAGGACAGGCUACUGUGAAAAACUCCGCCAGCAAACAGGCUUUGGUGUACAAUUGUGUUGGCUGCGGCUCCUUCCACAUGCAGAGAAUGGGCAGGAGAAUAAGCAACGGAAAACACAUGAAGUAUUCUGCUGCCACGGGACCCCCCGUUGGACCAGAGUGUGAGCACUGCGGACAGAGACACCAGCUGGGUGGUCCGAUCUGGGCUGAAGCAAUCCACGACCGGGAGUUUGUUCAGAAAGUUUUAGCCGCCGUGUCCGGGAACCCUUCCAGAUUUGGAACGUCCAAACGUGUUGAAGGCAUGCUCAGCAUGGUUACUGAGGAGUUGGAAGACGUGCCUCUUUACUACACAGUGGACAAUCUGAGCAGCACAAUUCACUGUAAUACUCCUUCCCUGCUCCAGUUUAGGUCUGCUCUCCUUCAUGCUGGUCACAGGGUCUCUCUUUCUCACGCUUGUAAAAACGCGGUUAAGACAGACGCUCCUCCUGGAGUCAUCUGGGAUCUCAUGCGAUGCUGGGAGAAAAUGAAUCCUGUAAAGAAGGAGAAGUUAUCUCAGACCAGUCCUGCGUUCAAGAUCCUCUCCACUGAACCUAGCCUAGAAGCCUGCUUCACUGUAAGAGAGGAUGCGAACCCUCAGUCUCGUAAACGUCAUUUGACCCGGUUCCAGGAGAAUCCUCAGGCCUUCUGGGGGCCUAAAGCUCGGGCCAAAGCAGGUGGUGGUAUCAUUACUGAUCUUCAAGACAAGAGGAAGAAGUUCCAGAACAAAAGAAAGAACCAAAUCACAGACUCUUCACAGUUAAAGAGCUUUCCCUGCAAGAAGUUCAAACAGGGAAUGUGCACACAUGGAGACAACUGCAGCUACUCUCACAAUGCGGAGCAAAAACGUGAUGAGAAAACUGAGUGAUCUCCUAGUUAUUUCUGUUUUAAUUCUAAAGGAAAUUUUUUUUUUAGCUUAAAUGGCCUGGAUGGAGUCAGGAUACUCCAAGGUUCAAUUCUUUGAACUCUAACUGAAUGGAAAGAAUCUCCUUAGUUUUACAUCAGUAGUUUUUUUUUAAAAACAUGUAUUCCAUCUAAAUUAAGUCAUUGCUUUAACUUUAAGUUACAAGAACUUGCUGCAUAUCUGUAAAGGUAACAGGUCUCAGAAUUGUCACCGUUUAAGAUAGAAUUUGUGCAAGUAUUAAACAGGUUCAGUAAACAGCUUUGGAAAUAUUUGAUUUCACACUUGCACACAGAAAACAACCAAGGUGGGUCCUCAGCUUUUAAUGAAAGCUUUAUUUUUUAUUGAGACUUCAGAGACAAACGUCUGAAGGGAUUCGGAUCAUUUGAAACGGUCUCCACCAACAGCAGCAUGUACAUAAACUCAGAUGUUAAAAUAUGGGAGGCACCAAGAAUAACAUCAGAUGUAAAUUACAUUUUUUUUUUUAUAAGAAGAUGCUUGUUGAGCAGUAAAAAACAUAUACAUACAUGACUAGAGAAAAAAGUUAUUUAUUACACAUGUUCAGGAUAAUUUGGCACCAGUUGGUGAUAUCCUGUACUUGCUUCUUUGAUUUGUUUACAAAUGCACAUAAAUUUCACAGUGCAGAAGAUAAGGAAUAGAGAUUUGAAUAGAGAAUAUCCCUCAGCUGCCCUGUUUGUAGUAAAUGAAGGUGAAAUAACAGGAAUGUACAAAGUGUGUUCCAGCAGUGUUCUGAAAUAUUUUAUUUUCCAAGUCUGAAGAAUUCAGAGGAAAAAAAAAUCUUUAUUCUGUUACUUUAAAUAUGGAUCUAAUUAAACAAAUUGUAUUAUUGCAUGGAUUUAUGUGUAGAUCAUGUCCUCUAUCAGGAAAAAACCAAAUCAUUGGUUUAUUUGGUUUUUGACUGACAGAACCCACAGAUAAAUGCAGUCUUUCAUUAAGGAUAAUUUCACCACGGUUUGGCCCUUGAAACUCAACUGCAGUUGAAACCUGACAGGAUUCUUCAAGUGGUUCUGGUGUAGAUGAAACACUGUGUGCAUUUUGUUUAUAUUUGCAACCAAAAUAAAAUAUGAAAAGUG
This is a messenger RNA of Girardinichthys multiradiatus, 3276 nucleotides long. RefSeq names its product tRNA methyltransferase 1 (gene trmt1). The coding region runs from base 209 to 2149 and encodes 646 amino acids. Lineage: Eukaryota; Metazoa; Chordata; Actinopteri; Cyprinodontiformes; Goodeidae. Gene Ontology annotation, biological process: tRNA N2-guanine methylation. Gene Ontology annotation, cellular component: nucleus. The transcript is spliced from 16 exons. The record is from RefSeq and is a predicted model, not a curated record. Gene Ontology annotation, molecular function: RNA binding; metal ion binding.